Messenger RNA from Triticum aestivum (bread wheat), 1514 nucleotides. RefSeq lists its product as uncharacterized. The coding region runs from base 111 to 1514 and encodes 467 amino acids. The record is from RefSeq and is a predicted model, not a curated record. Lineage: Eukaryota; Viridiplantae; Streptophyta; Magnoliopsida; Poales; Poaceae. The transcript has 10 exons.
GCAGCUUCAACAGGCUUAGGAGAAGACUCAUACUUAAAGGCAAUGACGAGGGGGGCACUGGGACAAGCAACCCCUUCGCACGACUACGAACAGCAGGAAGGGCGACGUGGAUGCGCAGCAAAGGUGAACAUUUGAGAGCAGAACUUGAUGAAAUUGAGGCACAAGCAAGAGCUGACCUGGAGUAUGGUAGGGAUCAUGGGAUAUUGAGGAACAGGAAUGCACCAGCUCUUGGAGCUGGCAUUGCGGGCUCGGAUGACAACGAGAGAGAGGAGCGUGUUCGCAGCUUAGCAGCGGCUGCCCUUGCUGUGGUAGAACAAGCCAUGCAAAAUCCUGAACUGUUUGGAGACAUAUUCGACCAGGCACCUGCGAUGAUAGCAAAACUAAGAGUUGAGAACUCCAGUGGAGCUCCAGCGCCUCUGGAAGUGGAAAAUGGACCUGGUGCAGCUCAUGGAAAUUCUGGUAAGGGCGUCAACGGGGGUGGGCUAGAGAAUGAUAUCCAAGAUGCAGCACUAGACGGACAAACUCAGCAACUUGGUGAUGGUUCAGGUGGUAGUGAUGACUGGAGUACAUCAUCUGAAGAUGUUUCGAGCUAUAGCAGUGAACGAAGCGUUGCUACAGCGUCCAGUGUAUCUGGUACCCAAAUCCUCAGUGACAAUGUAUUUGCAGGGAACCUCGAUUCUCUGUAUAGAGAGGAAGUUAUAGGGGAUGAAUUUCUGGACGUGGCCUCAAAAGUGUCGGUUGACUACAACGGAGAAGAUGAUGACGAAAUAGGCUUGGAUGCUGAUUUCUUAAAAGUGGCUACACAAGUGCCAACGGAUUACACAAAUGAGCAAACUACAGGAACUGUGGGGAAAAGUUUAGUUGACAUGGAUAACAUUAAUGCUUUACUUUCCACAAUAAACACAUGCAUUCGUUGGAUUGCAUGGAUACGAGCGAUGAUGGUCGUGCGGAGCGGGCGUCCAGGAGACGAUGAUGACGAGGACCCACCUUGCAACGGUCCCAUCUUGUUGGGCUGGCAUGGUGAAGAACAAGUGGAGACAGGGGGAUCUGCCAGAGAAGAGGCUCUAUUACGUAGACAACAGCAGUCCCGACCUCGGGCCCUGGAUGUGCAGAGAAACUGCCGACCUGGUCCGUCCUUCCGCCGCGACAACGAAGCACUCAUAAAAUCUGAUAUUGGUUGCAGAUGGUGGGGACGGUCAAGCUCCAACCAGGCCGAUAACACCCGUUUCAGGGACAUCACCGACUAUAUUCCUGCAAGCAGUUAUAAAUUACCUGAAAAAAUGCGGAAAUGGGUCAAUCAUUACAAACUGAUAUUGGCAGUUGCGUCUGGUCAGGACAUAAAGGAUGAGCUUAUUCCUGCUGCGGAUUUAUCAUCAAGUGUGAUGAGGUGCAUCCAGAGAGCAUUACAACAGAAAGACGAUGCUAUGUACUGCGGAUGGCUAGAUAGGUUCAGGGGGAUUUUUGAUCCAAAAUUUGUUGAGGAAGUCUGCCGAGACGAUGGUGAAACUGACUAG